AUGACAGCACCAAAUGCCGCAAGCGUGCCGAAGAUUUCGAAAUUCGAUAAAAGAGUAGGUGUAAUGGGAAAAGGAAUAUCAGGAAGAGUUGAGUUGUAUCUGGCGAAAGGGGGCAUCAAAUAUGCGGUGAAGGUAUAUCACAUCCGAGAAAAGUAUGAGACAAAGAAAGAGUACCGAUAUAGGGUACUUCAUGAAUACAGAAUUCUUCUCAACUUGCGCCACUGCAAUAUUAUUCCCGUUUAUAAGUAUGAUGUUCUGCUUUUAGACUCCACUGUAAAGUUGUACAUGAUGGCUGGCACACCCCAUCUACUUAAGGUCCUCGAGUCAGUUAAGUUGGUUGAUUUAGAAAUUAUUUGCUAUUGGAAGCAGCUCUGCCUGGGAGUACUAUAUCUACAUAGUCAAGGUAUAAGUCACCGUGAUUUAAAGUUGGAGAAUAUCGUAUUUGACGAGGAAUAUAAAUUGUUGAAAAUUAUAGAUUUCGCUACCGCUGAUAAAACACCGGGUCUCUCAGUUGGUUUAGUCGGGUCGGAAAAAUAUGCUGCUCCAGAAACCUAUUCACACAUUAAGUAUGAUGGGAAAGUGCUGGAUAUUUGGUCCAUGGGGAUUAUAUUGUACUACAUGUUACACAGCAAGUUUCCCUGGAAACAAGCCAAUCGAAAUGAUUUGGAUUAUACCGGUUAUACCAACACAACAACCUCACAUAAUCUAUUGCACUUCAACGAGGGGUCAGAAAUUACGAGUCAAAUACUUGAGCCAAACGUGGAGAAAAGAGUCACAAUUUUUCAACUAUGGGAAGAUGCUUGGUUUCAAACUUUACAGUUUUGUUCAGAGUCUGAUAAUUGUGGAAUAACCCACACCACUCGACCUCAAAAUGACUCCGUGGAAUGUUAG
Molecule: messenger RNA, 891 nt
Organism: Lodderomyces orthopsilosis Co 90-125
Lineage: Eukaryota; Fungi; Ascomycota; Pichiomycetes; Serinales; Debaryomycetaceae
Gene: PRR2
Product: Prr2p
Exons: 1
Coding region: 1-891 (296 amino acids)
Biological process (GO): protein phosphorylation; intracellular signal transduction
Molecular function (GO): ATP binding; protein serine/threonine kinase activity
Source: RefSeq, a predicted model, not a curated record